This is a messenger RNA of Paraglomus occultum, 139 nucleotides long. The record is from the annotation of a GenBank genome assembly. NCBI's taxonomy places the organism in Eukaryota, Fungi, Glomeromycota, Glomeromycetes, Paraglomerales, Paraglomeraceae.
GCCACCCAAGGGAUUAAGUUCCGUAGCAUAUGAGCUUGAUCUUGGCGUACCGAGACUAACCGCCCUGUCGUCGUCUCUUGACGGCCUGGGGGCUGAACCACCCUAUCUAGAUUACCCAAUGAUUGUUACUAUUACAUGA